CAUUCUCUUGUCUCCUUUCUGAUAUUAGGAGCACCAAGACAAUGACUGGAGGAAGAAAUAUUACUGAGAUCACCCAGUUCAAACUCCUGGGAUUCUCAGAUUUUCCCAGAAUCAUAGGAGUGCUCUUUGUUAUAUUUCUGCUAAUAUAUAUUACAAGUCUGACCUGGAACCUAUCCCUCAUUUUUUUAAUAAGGAUGGAUUCCCACCUCCACACACCCAUGUAUUUCUUCCUCAGUAAUCUGUCCUUCAUAGAUCUCUGCUACGUCACCUCCACAGUCCCCACGAUGCUCUCCAACUUCUUCCAGGAGCAACAGACCAUCAGCUUUGUAGGUUGCAUUGUUCAGUACUUCUUUUUUUCAGUCAUGGGACUCAGUGAAUCUUGUCUCAUGACAGCCAUGGCCUAUGACCGGUAUGCAGCUAUUUGUAAUCCACUGCUCUAUUCAUCAAUCAUGUCACGCACCCUCUGUGUUCAGAUGGUGCUGGGAACCUAUACAGCUGGAUUCACAGGCUCUUUAUCCCAAUUAUGUGUUUUGCUUCAGCUCCACUUCUGUGGGCCUAAUGUCAUCAGGCACUUCUUCUGUGACAUGCCCCAACUGUUAAAACUAUCUUGCACCAACACAUUCUUUGCACAAGUCCUGAUUGCUAUAUUAACAAUGUUGUUUGGGAUAGGAAAUGCUUUAAUUAUCUUGAUCUCCUAUGGCUAUAUUGUCAUGUCCAUCAUGAAGAUCACUUCAACUAAAGGUAGGUCCAAGGCAUUCAACACUUGUGUUUCUCACCUGACAGCUGUUUCCCUCUUUUAUACUUCCAGUAUCUUUGUCUAUUUGAGUUCCAGUUCUGGUGGCUCCUCCAGCUUUGACAGAUUUGCAUCAGUCUUCUACACUGUAGUGAUUCCCAUGCUGAAUCCUUUGAUUUACAGUCUGAGGAAUAAGGAAAUCAAAGAUGCCAUGAAGAGAUUGAAAAAUAAGACAGGCUACUUCUAA
Molecule: messenger RNA, 980 nt
Organism: Castor canadensis (American beaver)
Lineage: Eukaryota; Metazoa; Chordata; Mammalia; Rodentia; Castoridae
Product: olfactory receptor 5AN1-like
Biological process (GO): G protein-coupled receptor signaling pathway
Cellular component (GO): membrane
Molecular function (GO): G protein-coupled receptor activity; olfactory receptor activity
Source: RefSeq, a predicted model, not a curated record